Molecule: messenger RNA, 3249 nt
Organism: Chenopodium quinoa (quinoa)
Lineage: Eukaryota; Viridiplantae; Streptophyta; Magnoliopsida; Caryophyllales; Amaranthaceae
Exons: 11
Coding region: 1033-2133 (366 amino acids)
Source: RefSeq, a predicted model, not a curated record
GUUGCAACUAAUAAAAAUCGAAGGUAGUAUAAUUAAUGUAAUAUAUAGUUAUUACAUUAUGAAUAAUCAUACAUGUGUAAUAAAAAAAACUAGAAUUAACCACUUCAAAUUAAAUAAAAAAAACAAAGACAAAUCAACAAAACACAAAAAAAGAUUAAAAAGGAUAUAAGGUCAUUAUGUUAUAUUGAUACUUAUAUAAAGUAUCACUUAAUCUUAAUUAACAAAUAAUGUUAGUUCACCCUAUUCAAAAAAAAAAAAAAAAAAAAAAAAAGAAAAAAGUUAGUUCACCGAUUAGGUAGCUAAUUACCCAAACAAAAAAAUCUCACAAACACUAAUCUCCUCACAAAUCCCAAUUUUUUUUUUUUGAAUAAAGUCCCUAAAGGGGACUAAAUCUCAUUAAUAGGAAAAUUAGAAACCAAGAGAGACAAUACAACCAAGGAAAUCCGAAACAAAAGUACGACUACCUACUAUCCCAAAAUUGAUUAGGCGCUUAAUUUUUUUUUUUUUCAUUAGCCGCCACUUAUUAACAAAUUUAGCAAAACCACAAAGUUCUCCUCAAAAAUCAAAAACCUUCCUAUUAAAAAAAAUUCAGAAACCUUGUUUGCUGAUAAACGAGAACCGUUCGUUCGAAGGACCCUAAUUGAAAGAUUCGACUAACGCUCAGAAGAUCAAUUCUUGGACAAAAUUUCAAGAUGAAUGAGUAUGAAAAAAAGAGGCUUCUUACAAUAGCAGCCAACAAAAACAGACUUAAGUCGUUGGGCAUAAAAAGAGUCGCAUCUUCUUUGACAAGCUUGGUUGAAGGGACAAAAAAAAAAGAAAAAAAAAGGAAAAAAAAUUGCUGGCAUGGAAGAUGAUGAAUAUGUUCCCACUAAUGAUGAGCUUGAGGUUCGGGAACGUGAAAUAUAACCUCAAAUCAGGUUUAUAAGAAAGGCUAACAUAAGACAUUUGAGAGAAGGAAACAAAAAAGACAAUUUCAUUCCACCAAACACAGUGGCAAAGUUUCUAAAGACGAACAAGAAAGCACAAAACACAAUGGCCAUGGAUAUCUUAGAAAAAGAAAACGAUGAAGAAAUUGGAGAAACAAAGGAGAAUAAUAACACUGUUGAGGGGGGCUAUGAUGAGGAAGGACGACAGAUUGGUCAACCACUUGAACUUGAAGAUGCAUCUUUGGAUACUGAACCAUUGAACGACAAGGAACUCAUGACUGUACCAGAGAAUGAGGACCUUAACAUUUCAUCAGGUCAACAAGUUCGAAAUAAAGCUAUAUGUUCGGUACAAGUUAAAUGUUGGGACGAUUAUAAAUCUGAAACAUUAGACCAUUUGUGGGCUUGCAUCACGAAGUGGUCAUUUGAUGACCCUGAAAAUAGGCAGGAGUGUGUUAUGAAACAUGCACAACGUUUAUUCAGAGGUGCUAGGAGCAAAUUGAAAUCAAAGUACUUUAAUGAUAAAAACUUGAAAACAAAAGAUGAACUUCUCAAAAAUAAGCCUAGUCAUCUAACUAAAGUGGAAUGGAAGUUCUUGGUUGACUAUUGGAGUGAAGAGGCGGUUAUGGAGAAGAGCAAAAAAGCAAGUGAAAGUAGGGCACAUCAAAAGAUGCCUCACUAUAAUGGCACUAAAAGCUUCGGUCGCACUAGACAAGAAAUAAAAUUGAGUUGGAAGAGGAGGUGUCAAUAUUGGAGCGAAACAAGUCAGCGAGAUUCCGUCAGCCAUUUCCAACAUCCAAAAAGCUUGGACUUUUUCGUGGAUUCUGACAGCAACAGGAGUAAGAUUCCAAUACAGGGACUGGUUGAAGCUCUGUCUGAAGUUGUGCCUAAUGCAGAGACUAGGUUCUGUGUUAGGCACAUUUGGGCAAAUUUCAAGUUGAAGUUCACUGGAUCAGUUUUCAAAGAGCUCUUUUGGAGUGCUGCAAGAGCAACAACAUUUGUUGAGUUUCAGAUAGCCAUGCAACAGAUUAGGGAGCUUGAUGAGGAUGCUUACAAUUAUUUGGAGAACAUCCCCACUCAUCACUGGUGCAGACAUGCAUUCAGUGACAGUUGCAGGUCCAACAUGUUACUAAACAACAUGUGUGAGACUUUCAACUCUGUUAUCAGAGAUGCAAGAGACAAACCUAUCCUCACCCAAUGGAAUGGAUGAGGAGGUACAUGAUGAGGAGAAAUAAUGAGAAGUGGGAGGACUCCAAGGAAAUCACAACCAACAUCACUCCAUAUGUGCAUAAGCUAUUUUAGAGGAUGAGCUAUGUGGCUAGGAAUUGCAUAAUUGAAGCUGCCAGGGAUGACACUUAUGAAGUGCAGCUGAAUGAUGACCAGGUUCUAGUUGACUUGCCAAAUUGGUCUUGUUCCUGCAAUCACUGGCAAUUAACAGGCAUCUCAUGUAUUCAUGCAUUUGCAUGCAUAAUGGAUCAGAGGGUUGAUGCUGAGCAGUUUGUCCACCCCUAUUACACUAUGGACACUUACAGAGCAGCAUAUGAGCCUGCAAUUCAACCUAUGCCAGGCCCAAAGCAUUGGGAGAGAGUGAACAUGAGAGAGCCUCAUCCACCAGCAUUCAAACAGCAGCCUGGAAGACCUAAACAGAAAAAGAGGAAGCUGGAACCUGGGGAGGGAACAUCUGCAACAGGAAGGGAGCAGGGAAGAAAGAGGAGGAAAAGUUGGUGUAGGAUUUGUGGUGGAUUUGGCCACUAUCCCAAGACUUGCAAGGGCCCACAUGAACCUGAACCAACUGAGCAGAGAACUGCAGGAAGGCCUCCUUUAAAUUCACCUUGGGUAGUUGAGCAAAGGAAGAAGAGGGAGAUCAAAGCUGCUAAGAAGAGUGCAAUAGGGGCUGGUCCAAACAGCAUUGGGAAUAAGACUUUUCCCUAAGAGCAACCUGGUUGUGAACCAUUGAGUAAGAGGAAAGGUUCACACAGUCAACAAGGGCAGCCACAAGCCAAGCAUCACACCACCCCCUCUUCCAGCCAACCUGAACCCAAUGCUACUGGAGUGCAGACAAGGAGGGCUAAGCUGCUGACUUCCAGACAAGGAGGGUUGACACAAUGAUGUUUGAAUUGAUUUUCUGAACUUUAGUUGUUGGUUGUAUUUUCUGAACAAUCAGUUGCAAUAUUUGUAGCUUUACUUUUGGGUUUAGGACAAGGAUCCUGUUUUGUUAAAUUAAUACUUUGCUUUAAGGCUUUACCAGCCAAUUUUGUUAGGCACUGCAACAACAAAUUAGAUCAACAACUUAAAUGCAAUAUCAACUACUUAGGUACUUACUUAA